CGACACCAGAAGCGGCAGCAAAGCCGGGGGUGGAGGGCCGUCCGCGCACGCGUGCGCAGAGGCACAGCAUGGGGGCGGGAGCCGCCGAGCCCCUUCCCGGGUUUGUAAAGAUCGUUGCUAGGAAGAACUUCUGGUACAAUAAUGAACCCAAGGUACUCGAUGAUGGCUCAGAUCUCAAGAUCUCACCUGGUAAAUGCUUCAGUGAUUCCUAAUCGAAUGAAAAUGCUUUCAAAUCUUGGUGUCAUUAGGUAUAGAAUGAUGUCAACCCAUAAAUCCAAAAAGAUCAGAGAGUAUUAUAGGCUGUUGAAUCUUGAUGAAGAAUGUUCUGUGGAUGAUGUCAGACAAGCUUUUCAUAAGCUGGCUAAGCAGUACCAUCCAGACAGUGGCUCUAAGACAGCUGAUUCUGCAACAUUUGUAAGGAUCGAAGAGGCUUAUAGGAAUGUGAUUUCCCAUGUGAUAGAAAAAACAAAUGCCAGACGAAAUAAAGCUGAAGACGAGGAAGAAGAAGAUAAAUUCAAAUAUAAAAUACCCCAACACCGGCAUUAUUUAAGUUUUGAAGGUAUUGGUUUGGGGACUCCAAGUCAACGAGAGAAGCAAUAUAGGCAAUUUAGAGCAGACCGUGCAGCUGAGCAAGUGAUGGAAUAUCAAAAGCAUAAACUGUACAGCCAGCACUUUUCUGGUAGUGUAAUUGUUCAAGAUGUAAGAGAGAGUAAAAAACAAAAAAUAACGCAAGCAAUUGAGCGUUUAGUGGAGGAUCUCAUUCAGGAAUCGAUGGCAAAAGGAGACUUUGACAACCUCACUGGGAAAGGAAAACCUCUAAAAAAAUUUUCUGGCUGUUCAUACAUUGAUCCCAUGACUCACAACCUGAACAGAAUAUUGAUAGAUAAUGGAUAUCAACCAGAGUGGAUCCUAAUGCAAAAGGAAAUAAAGGAUACUAUUGAACAACUCAGAGAGGCCGUCUUAGUGUCAAGAAAAAAACUUGGGAAUCCAAUGACACCAACUGAACAGAAACAGUGGAACCAAGUAUGUGAGCAAUUCCAAGAAAACAUCAGAAAACUAAACAAGCGAAUUGAUGAUUUUAAUUUAAUCGUUCCUCUCCUGACCAGGCAGAAAGUCCAUUUUGAUGCACAGAAAGAAAUUGUCAGGGCCCAGAAAAUAUAUGAGACCCUUACAGAAACAAAGGAAGUCACAGAUAAAAACCCAAAUGUCAUUGAUCAGGGAGAACGGGAGAAAGCAACUGACUUCAAGACAGGUUUUUUUAAAUGGGUGAAUUUGUGGAGAUUUAUUAAAACAUGAACAUUCAAUGUUCACCAUCAGAGUAGUGUACCAAGUCAUUUUCAGUUGCACUAACAUCAAACAUGGAUGUUGAGAUUUAAGAACUGUGUGUCUGCUUUUCACCAAAACUAAUCACGUCUCCAGUGGUGUGUGAAGAAGCUGUAAGAGAAUCAGAGAAAUUUUCAACCACGGCUUUCCUCUGAUAGCAAGAAAUGAAGACAACUUACUUCUAUGUCUAAAUAAAACAACUUAAUCCGUUUCAGAGUUUAAAUGUUAUCAGGUGAAACGAGCUAAGAUGGGUACUCAGAGCUGGGAACCAUACACGGUACCCCAAAAUCCUUGUUGUUGUUGUUAGGUGCCGUCGAAUCAGUUCCAACUCUUAGUGACCCAUGUACAACAGAACGAAAUACUGCCCAGUCCUGUGCCAUCCUCACAAUCGUUGUCAUGUUCAAGCCCACUAAAACCCUUAGUGCAGUUCUAAUAAUAAGUUACUGUGUGCCUUCUUCAAACACAGGUACGCAAACAAAAAACAAAAUUUAUUAUCAAAAGCUACAAAACUAGAGAAGCACGAUGAAACUUAAGCAACUAAACUUUCAAACUUUUUUUUUUUUUUGUAAGUUUGCCGCAUUUAUGCUUCUGAGGUUAUUAAAGCUUAAACUGUACUAAGACUUUUGGGAUGUUCUUUCUGUGAGUGGAAAUUUUAAGAUCAGGAAAUUCAACUAAUGGAGUUACCACACUCCCCUUUCUGUAAAGACCUUUUUCUGUGGGUGCUACAUGGAAAAAGCAGCCAACGGCUGGGGUUGUGCUUUUUCUUGUCUCACUUUAUAAUUCAUUGGCUGUAGAAAUCGAUCAGCCAAGCUCGUUGAUUUAACUACCCUAGAAAUAAAUACCAGUGCCACUUUUAAAGAGCUUCAGUGUAUUUUCUGACCUUUCAGAGGUGAAAAAAUUCCAGAGCUCAACGGAGGUUUAAGAUUUCACUUCAAGCCUCAUCUUUAAUCAGAGGUUGAAAUCACAGGUCUCCAUAAACCUACCCUAAGCCUCCCCAUGUCACAUGUCAGACUCCUGAGAGGUGUUUUCAGCCAUAUGAAGGUCACAGUUUCCUGUUUAGGAACGCUUUAAUAAAAAUGUCUUAAUUUUUUGCCAAUUUGCGUCUUUGGCAAGUGACAAGAUAACGAUAUUUCUGAGACUGUGGUGUCCCAUCUACUUCCAGAAAAUCUGACUUUUCAGGUCUGGAUAACUGUUUUCUCCACCAAGAACUGGGCAAUUAGAAGGAUGUGAAGGGUGGUUGAAAGGUCUGUUUCCACAUUUAAUCCAGAACGUUAUUAUAGAUGUGUUUCAGAAGCAUGGCACCUGCCACUCUGACUUUGAAAGAACAAGUUAUUUUGUGAAGCGUGUGAUAGUUAAAACAAAUACCUUUUUUUCGCCUCCCUAUUACUAUAUUGUCAAGAUCUUUCCAAAUCAACAAAUGUGGUUCUGUCUCAUUCUUUGUUAAGCCUGCCCAGUACUGUAUGCUGUCAUGGAAAUCAGAACUAAUCAAUACUGAGCAAACGAAACAACAGUGUAAACCGCAGUGCAAGGUUACGCAAAGAGAGAUUAUGGGGCAUAGAUAGGGCAAAUGCAAGCUGGAGCUACCAGGAAUCAGGAAUGCGAUAUGGCAUAAUAAAACAGAAGAUACCAGGUACACAGAAUGUAACAGUAGCUCACACUUUUUGAGCACAUUCCUUGCAUUAACUAAUUUCAUCCUAACAGCAACACUAUGACAUAGGUACUAUUAUUAACUCUUUUUAAGAGAUGAAGAAAUUGAGGCACAGAGAGGUUAAAUAACUUGCCUUGGGUCACACAGCUAGAAAGUGGUAGUGGAGCUGGAAUUUGAACCCAGGCAGUGUGUGCUCAGCUGAUUCUAGAUCCCUGCUCUUACCCACACACUACACUGUUGGCACAGGAGCCUGGAACAGACCAUACUGACAGCCUACUGCAGCGAAGAGCCAACAACUCCGUACCCUGAGGUGCUAGGGCUGUCUUGGAUCCAGUUUGUUUCACAGUUGAACUGAUGCUCUUGUCCUUGAUCUCCAGUGGGGUCCCUGCCCCCCUCUUGCCCCCAAUACCAAUGAGUGUGAGACAGUGUGAUGGAGUGGAAAGGGAAUGGGCUUCGAGGGAAGCAGAUCUAAAUUCAGAUGCAGGUUUUGCCACUCACCAGCUGUGUGACCUUCCUGAGCUUCAUUUCCUUAUCUGUCAAAUGGGUAUGGGGGACUCAACUUGCAGAAGUGCUGUAAACCUUAGAGAUGAUGAACAUGAAAUGCUGGUUGCAGGGUGAGGUCAGAUUUGGUAGAUCAGUUGUUCUCAAUGCAGGCAUUACUGCCCCUCAGAGGACAUUUUAGAAAUCAGUGGAUAGAGCAAGGAGCUCCAGUGGAAAUGGUGAACCACUUGGACUUUGAACUCACUCAGGAGCUCUGGAGGUGGGGUGGAGGAGGAAAAACCUGGCAAUCUACUUUUGUAAAGACUACUGUCAAGAAAACUCUAUGGGGAAGUUCUAUGCUGUCACUAAAUAUUGGAACUGACUGGAUGGCAAAUAAUAACACAGACAGAGCUUAUAUUUAGCUGAUUUGCACCAGUAUUUGUGCUGUCAAGGAGCCCUGGUUGCACAGUGGUUAAAACACUCGGCUACUAACCAAAAGGCAGUUGGAACCCAUCAGGUGCUUCUUGGGAGAAAGAUGUGGUAAUCUGCUUUUGUAAGGAUUCACAGCCUUGGAAACCCUGUGGGGCAGUUCUACUCUGACAUAUAGGGUCACUAUGAGUUGGACGUGUCUGUCAGCUUGUCAUUCUGUGGGGGCUUGUGUGUUGCUGUGAUGCUGGAAGCUAUGCCAUUGUUAUUCAUUUACCGGCAGGGUCACCCAUAGUGGACAGGUUUCAGCUGAGCUUUCAGACAAAGACAGACCAGGAAGAAGGACCUGGCAGUCUACUUCUGAAAAGCAUUAGCCAGUGAAAACCUUAUGAAUAGCAGCUAAACAUUGCCUGAUAUAAUGCCAGAAGAUGAGACCCCCAGGUUGGAAGGCAUUCAAAAGAUGACUGGGGAAGAGCUGCCUCCUCAAAGUAGAGUCGACCUUAAUGAUGUGAAUGAAGUCAAGCUUUCAGUACCUUCAUUUGCUGAUGUGGCAUGACUCAAAAUGAGAAGAAACAGCUGCAAACAUCCACUAAUAAUUGGACUAUAGAAUGUAUGAAUCUAGGAAAAUUGGAAAUCGUCAAAAAUGAAAUGGAACAUAUAAACAUCAAUAUCCUAGUCAUUAGUGAGCUGAAAUGAACUGGUAUUGGCCAUUUUGAAUCAGACAAUCAAAUGGUCUACUAUGCCAGGAAUGGCAACUCGAAGACGAAUGGCAUUGCAUACAUCAUCCAAAAGAACAUUUCAAGAUCUAUCCUGAAGUACAGCGCUGUCAGUGAUAGGAUAAUAGCCAUUCACCUACAAGGAAUACCAGUUAAUACAACUAUUAUUCAAAUUUAUGCACCAACCAAAGAUGAGGAAAUUGAAGAUUUUUACCAGCUUCUGCUUUCUAAACUGAUCAAACAUGCAAUCAGGGUGCAUUGAUAAUUACCGGUGACCGGAAUGCGAAAGUUGAAAACAAAGAAGGAUCCAUAGUUAGAAAACAGGGCCUUGGUGAUAGAAACGAUGCCAGAGAUCGAAUGAUAGAAUUUUGUAAGACCAAGGACUUCUUCAUUGCAAAUACCUUCUUUCACCAACAUAAACAGUAACUAUACACAUGGAACUCGCCAGAUGGAACACACGGGAAUCAAAUCGACUACAUCUGUGGAAAGAGACGAUGGAAAAGCUCAAUAUCAUCAGUCAGAACAAGGCCAGGGGCCGACUGUGGAACAGACCAUCAACUGCUCAUAUGCAAGUUCAAGCUGAAACUGAAGAAAAUCAGAGCAAGUCUACAAGAGUCAAUGUAUGACCCACCUGAAUUUAGAGACCAUCUCAAGAACAGAUUUGACACAUUGAACACUAAUGACUGAAGACCAGAAAAGUUGUGGAAUGACAUCAAGGACAUCAUACAUGAAGAAAGCAAGAGGUCACUGAAAAGACAGGAAAGAAAGAAAAGACCAAAAUAGAUAUCAGAAGAGACUCUGGAACUUGCUCUUGAAUGUCAAGCAGCUAAAGCAAAAGGAAGAAAUGAUGAAGUAAAAGAACUGAACAGAAGGGUGGCUCGAGAAGACAGUAAAGUAUUGUAACAUGUGUAAAGAGCUAGCGAUAGAAAACCAAAAGGGAAGAACAUGCUCAGCAUUUCUCAAGCUGAAAGAACUGAAGAAAAAAUUCAAGCCUUGAGUUGCAACAGGAAAGGAUUCUAUGGGGAAAACAUUAAAAUGACUCAGGAAGCAUCAAAAGAAGAUGGAAGGAAUACACAGAGUCACUGUAUCAAAAAUAAUUGGUUGAGGUUCAGUCAUUUCAAGAGGUAGCAUAUGAUCAGGAACCAAUGGUAUUGAAGGAAGAAGUCCAAGCUGCACUGAAGGCAUUGGCGAAAAACAAGGCUCCAGGAAUUCACAGAAUAUCAAUUGAGAUGUUUCAACAAACAGAUGCUAGAAGUGCUCACUGGUCUGUGCAAAGAAAUUUAAAGACAGCUACCUGGCCAACUGACUGGAAGACAUCUAUAUUUAUGCCUAUUCCCAGGAAAAGUGAUCUAACCGAAUGCGGAAAUUAUCGAACAAUAUCAUUAAUAUCACAUGCAAGCAAAAUUUUGCUGAAGAUCAUUCAAAAAUGGCUGCAGCAGUAUAUCAACAGGGAACUGCCAGAAAUUCAGGCUGGUGUCAGAAGAGGAUGUGGAACCAGGGAUAUCAUUGUUGAUGUCAGAUGGACCCUGGCUGAAAGCAGAGAAUACCAGAAGGAUGUUUACCUGUGUUUUAUUGACUAUGCUAAGGCAUUCAACUGUGUGGAUCAUAACAAAUUAUGGAUAACAUUGGGAAGAAUGGGAAUUCCGGAACACUUAAUUGUGCUCAUGAGGAACCUGUACAUAAAUCAAGAGGCAGUUGUUUGCACAGAACAAGGGGAUACCGCAUGGUUUAAAGUCAGAAAAGGUGUGUGUCAGCGUUGUAUCUUUUCACCAUACCUAUGCAAUCUGUAUGCUGAGCAAAUAAUCUGUGAAGCUAGACAAUAUGAAGAAGGAUGAGACUUCAGGAUUGUUGAAAGACUCAUUAACAACCUGCAUUAUGCAGAUGACAAAACCUUCCUUGCUGAAAGUGAAGAGGACUUGAAGCACUUACUGAUGAAGAUCAAAGACCACAGCCUUCAGUAUGGAUUACACCUCAACAUAAAAAAAACAAAAAUCCUCAUAACUGGACCAAUGAGCAACAUCAUGAUAAAUGGAGAAAAGAUUGAAGUUGUCAAGGAUUACAUUUUAUUUGGAUCCACAAUCAACACCCAUGGAAGCAGCAGUCAAGAAAUCAAAAGAUGCAUUGCACUGGGUAAAUCUGCUGCAAAGGACCUCUUUAAAAUGUUGAAAAGCAAAUAUGUCACCUAGAAGCCUAAGGUGCUUCUGACCCAAGCCAUGGUGUUUUUAAUCACAUCAUAUGCGUGUGAAAGCUGCGCAAUGAAUAAGGAAGACCAAAGAAGAAUUGAUGCCUUUGAACUGUGGUGUUGGUGAAGAAUAUUGGAUUUACCAUGGACUGCCAAAAGAACGAACAAAUCUGUCUUGGAAGAAGUACAACCAGAAUGCUCCUUAGAAGCAAGGACGGCGAGACUUCAUCUCACAUACUUUGGACAUGUUAUCAGGAGGGAUCAGUCCCUGGAGAAGGACAUCAUGCUUGGUAAAGUAGAGGGUCAGCGGAAAAGAGGAAGCCCUCAAUGAGAUGGACUGACACAGUGGCUGCAACAAGGGGUUCAAGCAUAAUGAUUGUGAACAUGGCUCAGUACCGGGCAGUAUUUCAUUCUGUGGCACAUAGGGUCACUAUGAGUCGGAACCAACUUGAUGGCACCUAACAACAACAACGAGCUGGAAUCCAGUCAUCGACAGUGGGUUUGGUUGUGCUGUCUGGCAUCCAUUCUGAUUGGUCGAUGAGUCCAUACCAUCUGAGUUGUUAAAUAUUUUGAAUAUCAUUCCUGACCACAGAUGUUCUGCAAUGUGCAGGACAGUCGGCCACAGUGAGGAAUUAUUCCACGUCCUGCCUAACUUUCAAAUGUCUCACCAGACAUUGAUGUGUCUGCAAUCAGCUGAGAACUAAGUUAUAUUUUACAUGUAAACAAAACAUUCAUGUGUCUGUAAUCAUCUUAGCCUAGAACUAAGUUAUAUUUUACAUAUAAACAUAACAUUCACGUCUGUAAUCAUCUUAGCCUAGAACUAAGUUAUAUUUUACAUAUGAACAUUACAUACUUUUUGCAUUAUUUUAACAUACAUUUUUUUUUUCCACAAAUACAACUGCUGUGAAAUUGCAAAAAUAUUGUAUUCCUUUUUUCGGGAAUUUUAUCAAGAAUUGUACCCCAUUUCAGAAAAACAUUACUGACACCAUGGCUUACCAAUACUACACACAUACUGCAGUUUGCAUUUGUAGUUUUGAAGGCAGAUAUAUGCUCGUAGAGAUUUGAUAGGUUUCAGGGUAAUUUGUUAUGCAGCGAUGGAAAAGUAAUAUGUUAGAUGUAUAUGAAACUCAGGGAUCUCGUUAAUUUCAUCAAUAAUCGUUGCCUUAAAAAUAUUUCAUAUUGACUGCACUGACAUCGAGCACAACAGAGAAUCCCUGAGGGAGCAGGAGAUCAGUCGGAUGCAGACCCCAAAUUCUCAUAAAAAGACCAGACUUAAUGGUCUGACUGAGACUAGAGGAAUCCUGGCGGUCAUGGUCCCCAAACCUUCUGUUGGCCCAGGACAGGAACCAUUCCCAAAGACAACUCAUCAGACAUGGAAGGGACUGGACAAUGGGUUGGAGAGAGAUGCUGAUGAAGAGUGAGCUACUUAUAUCAGGUGGACACUUGAGACUGUCUUGGCAUCUCCUGUCUGGAGGGGAGAUAGGAGGGUAGAGAGGGUUAGAAACUGACAAAAUUGUCACGAAAGGAGAGACUGGAAGGACUGACUCAUUAAAAAAAGAAUAAGUGGGAGUAUGGAGUAAGGUGUAUAUAAGCUUAUAUGUGACAGACUGACUUGAUUUGUAAACGUUCACUUAAAGCUCAAUAAAAAUUAUUUUAAAAAAAUUUCAUAUUUACUGCCUUUGUAGUUUAAUAACAGAGGCAUUGGUGGUUCAGUGGCAGAAUUCUCACCUUCCACGUGGGAGACCUGGGUUUGAUUCCCCGCCAAUGCGCCUACCACUCAUCUGUAGGUGGAGGCUUGCAUGUUGCUAUGACGCUGGGCAGGUUUCAGGCAAAUUUCCGGCCUAAGAUGGACUAGGAAGAAAGGAUUGGUGAUCAGUCUACUUCCAAAAAUCAGCCAAUGAAAACCCUGUGAAUAACAACGGUGUAUUUCAUUCCAUUAUGCAUGUGGUCACUAUGAGUUGGGGGCUGACUUGGCAGCUAGCAAGUUUAAUGAUAACCUAUUGCUGUCAAGUGCUACUCAUAGGGACCCUAUAGGAGUAGAACCGCCCGAUACGGUUUCCAGGGAGCAGCUGGUGGAUUCAAGCUGCAGACCUUUUGGUUAGCAACAGUAGCUCUUAACCACUACGCCAUUAGGGUUUUCAGGGGCUUCAAAGUCUUUUAAAUUCCCAUUUUCAGUACUUGGACUUAAACAGUGUCCCUUCCCCAAACAAGUAAACAGCAUUUUAUAUUCUGUAGAAAAUUUAAACGGAGCUUUCAAAGGCUGCAGAACUUAUUACGCUGAAAAAUUACGAGGUAGAAUCUUUUCUUUUUAGUUUUUAUUGUGCUUUAAGUGAAAGUUUACAAAUCAAGUCAGUCUCUCAUACACAAAAUUUUAUAUACACCUUGCUAUAUACUCCUAAUUGCUCUCCCCGUAAUGAGACAGCAUACGCCUUCUCUGCACCCUGUAUUUCCGUGUCCAUUCUGCCAGCCUCUGUCCCCCUCUGCAUUCUCAUCUCCCUUCCAGACAGAAGCUGCCCAUAUAGUCUUACGUGCCUACUUGAUAGGAAGUAGAAUCUUUAACAGAGACAGUAGGAAGAGUCCUGAGUAUAAAAAAGCCAACCAUCUGGGUGGAUGGACAGGAAAAGCACCGGGACAGAAUAAGAAAAGGAGUUAGUUGUAGUGUGUUGGUAAUCUAGGGUAACCAGUUCCAGCUGUGUAGCCUCGGUCGAGUAACUUCACCUUUCUAGCCCCCAUUUCUGAACGACAGGGAUUAGAAAAGCGCCUCUAUGUCUAAGGAUUCAGAGAACUUCCCUGGAGCACGUGCCCUACGCUGCGGGGCCUCGACGCAAAGAGAGCCUGUGCCCUCCGGGUCCUGGGCUCCCCAAGCGCGACCUGAGGCAUGCUCUUGAGAUCCGCUUGCAGGCACGCAG
Molecule: messenger RNA, 9684 nt
Organism: Loxodonta africana (African savanna elephant)
Lineage: Eukaryota; Metazoa; Chordata; Mammalia; Proboscidea; Elephantidae
Gene: DNAJC28
Product: DnaJ heat shock protein family (Hsp40) member C28
Exons: 2
Coding region: 142-1296 (384 amino acids)
Source: RefSeq, a predicted model, not a curated record